This is a messenger RNA of Nerophis lumbriciformis (worm pipefish), 3822 nucleotides long. RefSeq names its product choline O-acetyltransferase-like. Gene Ontology annotation, biological process: neuromuscular synaptic transmission; acetylcholine biosynthetic process. Lineage: Eukaryota; Metazoa; Chordata; Actinopteri; Syngnathiformes; Syngnathidae. The record is from RefSeq and is a predicted model, not a curated record. Gene Ontology annotation, cellular component: cytoplasm; neuron projection. Gene Ontology annotation, molecular function: choline O-acetyltransferase activity.
GCAUCUUUCUCCACGCCGCCUUUUCCCGUGGAGCGUCACUAGCCAGCCCGAGACACGGCGGGCGGGACAUGUCUCCGCCGCUCCUCCUCGCUGUCCCCAACAAGGGACAUCUUCCAAGCAGGCUGUAGUGCUGUUUGCCCCUGAUCGCCUCCGUCAGAGAUGCCGCUUCUGGAAAGAAACACGACCGGCGACCCAAAAGGGUUGCCUAAGGUCCCUGUGCCCCCCCUCAAGCAAACCCUGGACACCUACCUGAGGUGUGUGCGACACCUGGUGAAGGCGGAGCAGUUCGACAAAACCAAGGCCAUGGUGGAGAAGUUUGGUGCUGCGGGCGGCGUUGGGGAGGUCCUGCAGAAGAAGCUCCUGGAGAGGAGGGACAAGAUGGAGAACUGGGUGUACGACUACUGGCUGGAGGACAUGUACCUGAACAACAGGUUGGCCCUCCCGGUCAACUCCAGUCCGGUCAUGGUGUUCCCUAAGCAGACCUUCAAGGACCGUAAGGACGCCCUCAGAUAUGGCGCUGGUCUCAUCAGAGGCGUGUUGGAGUACAAGGCCCUCAUUGAUACGCGAGCGCUCCCGGUGGAGUUCGCCCGAGGCCAGCUGGCUGGGACUCCUCUGUGCAUGGAGCAGUACGGCCGCCUGUUCACCUCGUACCGCUACCCGGGCCUGAAAACAGACACGCUAAAGGUCCAGAUGAACGCAGCCUCCUCGCCAUCGGAGCACGUCAUCGUGGCGUGCAAGAACCAGUUUUUCGUGUUGGAUGUGGUCACCAACAGCAAGCCGCUCACUGAGGAGGAGAUCUUAUCCCAACUGGAGAAAAUCACGUCAAUGGCAGGAAAUGAGGAAGAAAGAUCCCCUCCUUUCGGUAUCCUGACGUCCGAUGGGAGAACAGAGUGGGCGCGAGCCAGGGACAUCCUGACAAAAGAUCAAACCAACAGGGACUCUUUGGGACUGAUCGAGAGCUGCCUGUGUGUGCUUUGCCUGGAUGAACCCAGUGGGAUGAAGCCCAGUGACACAAACCGGGCCCUGCUGAUGCUUCAUGGUGGCGGUCAGGAGAAAAAUGGUGCAAAUCGCUGGUACGACAAGUCCAUGCAGUUUGUUGUAGGAAUGGACGGAAUAUGCGGAGUGGUGUGCGACCAUUCCCCGUUUGAGGGCGUCGUUCUGGUGCAAUGCUCAGAAUAUCUGACUAAAUAUGUGGCUGGGACUCCAUCAGAGGCCGGGAAACUGGCGAGCGCAAGAAAGCUUCCUGCCCCGAGAAGACUGCUCUGGAAAUGCAACCCGCAAAUCCAGGGACUGUUUGCGGCAUCAGGAGAGCGACUCCAGAGGCUGGUGAACAAUCUGGACAUGGAGGUUUUCCAAUUCAAAGAUUACGGAAAAGAAUUCAUCAAGAAGCAGAAAAUGAGUCCGGACGCGUUUGUGCAAGUCGCCCUGCAGCUUGCAUUUUUCAAGUGCAACGGAAAGCUGGUCUCCACAUACGAGAGCGCGUCCAUCAGACGCUUCCGAAACGGCCGGGUGGAUAACAUUCGCUCGGCGACUGCCGAAGCCUUGGCCUUUGUCAAAUCCAUGACGGAUGAGAGGACCGCGUACAGCGAUUCAGAAAAAAUGAAAAGACUGAGGGAUGCUAUCAAUGCCCAGACCAACUACACCAUUGCAGCUAUUACAGGAAUGGCAAUAGACAAUCAUCUCCUUGGACUACUGAAGACCUCAAAGGAGCUCAACAUGGAGCGGCCCGAGAUCUUUUGCGACGAGAUCUAUCUGACCAGCAACCAGUUCAUCCUUUCCACCAGUCAGGUGCCGACCACCGUGGAAAUGUUCUGCUGCUACGGCCCGGUGGUGCCCAACGGCUACGGCGCCUGUUACAACCCGCAGCCCGACCACAUCGUCUUCUGCGUGUCCAGUUUCUGGGAGAGCACGCAGACCAGCUCGGCGGUGUUCGCCAAAGCUCUGAACGAGGGCCUGCUGGAAAUCCGGGAUCUGUGCAACGCUGCGACCAAGGUGGCGCAAGACGCCCGCGGCCAGGGAAGUGGCAAGCCUCACCGAUCAGGGACAUAAUAUGUUAAGAGGGAUCAUAUGUGCAAUGGAGUUCCUUUCACACCAAGAUGCAAGGCCUUAUCAUCAUCACGUGACUUUCAUAUGUACAGUAAAUGUGACUAGAUUUGACUUGUUUUGUGACUCAGCAGACGGAGCAGUCUGCUGCCUUUAGGAAAACCGAAGCCAUGUCCUCUUUACGGCAACUCCUCUAUCAGACUGUGGCUGACAUGAGUGAUCCCAAUGUUCUCCAACAUAUAUCCACGCAGUAGCGUAGUCCAUGUAGAGCAGGCCUGGGCAAUUAUUUCGACUCGGGACGGCCGGUAUAUCUAUUUUUAAGAACACUAAUACAAAACGUCACAAUAAUGUCUGAUUGAAUGCUAAAAACGUUAUGACAGACCGCCUUAAAAAACGUAAUGGAAUUGUACAUUUUUCUAUGAAGGAUAAAACACUGAAUAUUGACAAAAUAUGAAUGUCACACCCUCUUUCGAUCGACAUAUUGUACAAUCAAGUGAAACGCAACAAACAGUGAAAUAUGAACGCGAAGGGUACAAAAUAAUCCCACCUACAAUCUGAUAUAUCGGAUAUAUCACUAAGCUUUGGAACUUUGUCAUGAAAAUCUCCUUCCGCGUCUGUGGAAACGCUCCCCGCCCACACUGCUUGGUGCCUCGUCUGAGCUGCUGUGACGUAGAUUACCAUAGUAACGAAUUAGAUGACCAUAGUAACUGGUACAUCAUCCCAAAGCGCAGAUUCCAACCAUUGAAAUACUUGGUAUAGUUCAAGACUUACGGUCAUUAGAAAACAUCACUGCACAUCAUAAUGGCGGCUACACUUUCCAUCUUAAAGAUCUCAAAAAAUGAUUUGGGAAUGUCCGGCGGGCCAGAUUGAAAAGCUCAAUUUUCUUAAUUUGCCCAGGUCUGAGGUCUACUGUAGUUUGCUUUGUGUUUGUUGACUGUUUAGAUGCAGUUGAACAAGAGUGCUCAUUUGAUGCCGCUGAAAAGUUGCCAAAGAGGUUGUGUAAAUGCAAAUGUGUGAGUCUUGAGUUGUGUGUGUGUGUGUGUGUGAGUGUUUUAGGCUAGGGGUGUCCAGUCUUUUCCACCCCAAAAAACAUGCGGGGCCAUUUUGACAUUUUUCCUUUUCGAAACCGAUACAAUAUGUAGAUUUUUUUAACCGUUCGGGCUCCCCUUAAGUCUGUCUCCCAGGACCCAAAAGGGUCCUGGGAAACAAUUUAAAAUUUUUCAAUUUUCUUUAAUUUUUAUAAAUAAUAUAUAUGUAUAUAUAUUUUUUUUACAUAAUUAUUAAACGUUUAAAAAUCUAGAUCUACAUCAAUUCCAGGUCUAUUUGUGGAUAUGAAGUCACAAUUUUUUAAAUGUUUUAUACCAUUUUUGUCCCCCCGCCCCAAAAAAAACACUUUUUUACGGCAAAAACUCAAAAUAAGCAUUAUGUCCACCAAAAGUGCAAUAUUUGAUGUGAAGUAAUGGAGUCUUAAAUGUGGCAAUAAUUCAUAACAAAUGAUCCAAAAGGACUUAUAAAAUUGUUAAAAAUAAGACAUAGUUAUUUUUUAAUUUAAAAAAAACAACUUUCAACAGUCUCUAGAUCAGGGGUCCCCAAACUACAGCCCAGGGCCCAAAAUCGCGGGAAGUUCCAAGUUAAAAGAAAAAGUAAAUUUUUGUCAUUUUUUUUUAAAUUAUUUUUUCAAAUCUGUCCUUUCUAAUCCAUUUUCUACCGCUUGUUACUCUCGUGGUCUAUUAGCCGUUUAGGCAAAUCAUAUUGUCUAAAAAUGCAUUUUCCAAUCGA